Orbicella faveolata is the source of this 2752-nucleotide messenger RNA. RefSeq lists its product as uncharacterized. NCBI's taxonomy places the organism in Eukaryota, Metazoa, Cnidaria, Anthozoa, Scleractinia, Merulinidae. The record is from RefSeq and is a predicted model, not a curated record.
AGUAAUUUAAAGGGUAAUAGAAAGAAUGUUUUUGUUGCUCUUGUUGUCCUGUGUCACAUGACUUAGUCAUGUUCACACUUGAUAAAAAUAUCUUUUACGAAUUAGCUUUGAUUUAGAUUUGCUUUCUUGUGGAUUUGAAAAGGAGUUUGAGCCACACCAGCAGAGCAAGUCUCAUGUACUUAUACAAUUUACUGGUCCCAUUUGGAAUUUCCAAUAACCACCUCUCUCAUGCUUUAUUGUAGUCUCUUCCCCUCCUCAGAGUAAAUCACUCCUAUCGUUUUUUAUGGCAAGGCCAAUUCUCUCUUUCAAUCACUUUGCAGGCAAGAAGAAAAAGCGAGGAGCUUAAGAGUGAACUGUCAGAUUCUAGCAAGCGUAACUCCAUAGCAACUGAUUCUGGAAGUAAGCGAAGCAGUCUUUUCUCACCUGAGAGUGAUGGCGGGGAAUCACCCAGGAAGCUAUCCCUCAAGUCUUCUGCUCAGGCUGUAAGAUUCAUGAACAAGAGCAAACAGCAGAGUGAUGCAGGUUCAGGCUCAGAUCAGAGUGACAGUUCUUCAACUCCAUUAAACAAAUCCACCACACCGACUCAAACAUCACCAGCUGUUGAGAUUACUCAAGAUAAGUCCAGUGAGAGUUCUUCAAGGAAGUCUUCUCUUUCCCGCAAGGAUUCCAAAUCUGACAAGAGGAAGAGCAGCAUGAAGGAGAAAAACGCUGGAGGAACACCAGAAAAAUCUAUAAAAUCCAAGUCUCCUGAUAAACCUCAAGCUGUCAUUGAGCCAGCUGAGAAAACAAGGACAACAGAGGACAGUUCAGAAAAGAAACAAAGUGUUACAAAAGAAACAACAGAUAACCAAGGUAAAUGGAGGGGCACAACAGCUGUUGAGAUGGUAGACAUGGCCACCCAGAGUGAGACUGAAGACUUGAGUGACAUUGAGAGCAAUGCCCAGCAGAAUUCUAGGAAACCGUCUUUUCUGCAAGUUGUUCCGGAGGAAGAAGACGAGGACGAUGAAUUGGAAUCACUUUCUAAAGAACAUCUUAUGCAGAAACUAGAAGAUUACAAGGUUACGGCGCAAGAGAGACAGAAGAAGCUGGAGUUAGAACUUGCAGAAUUGAAAAACAAGUAUAUGAUGAAAACGAAUUCCUUGAAAAAGCAAAAUGAGGAAUUUCAAGACAGUUUCCAAAAGGAAAAAGAAGUGUUGCUUAGCAGGAUAAAAGACGCCGAGCUACUCAAGGAACAAGCGGAAAAAGAGGCUGAACAGGCAGUCUUGCAACUGGAAGAAUACCUUUCAGAACAGGAGGAAAUGAAAAAACUAAGGGAGAAGGCUUUACAAGACAAACACGAAGAGCAGACCAUGACAGGUUUAUCACUGUACGACAGGACUGAAGAGGAGACCAUGACAAGCGGCUCAUUAUUUGACAAGCAAGAGCAGGAAACAAUGACAAGUAAAUCCUUAGCAAACAUGCGUGAGGAACAGACCAUGACCUCCAUGUCCUUGGGAACCGAACAGGAGGCCACCAGGCAUCAUUCAGUUGGAAGCCAGUCGUCCCGUCAAUCAUCCGCUCAUUUGAUUGACACUGGAACAGAAGAGCAAGUUGCUGGAAGGGAACUUAGCCCACGUGACAGUGGAUUUGACGGGGCUGCUUCAAGCCUUAAAUUUGACUCCAGACCAAGCUCGGGCACAGCUAAAUUGGAAACGGACGAGAAUGCUCCUCGUGAAUCUAAACCAGCAAUGCUGUCUCCUCCCGAGGAGAAAAGGCCUAUCAUGAGUGCGAGGGCUCGCAGACGGCUCAUAAACUCUGCUCUGACUGAGCACCCAGUGGCCCAGGAGACCAUGCGCACUUACGAAGCAGUCCUGUUGUUUAGUCGUAACAUGGUGCAGUGGCUGGAUGCUGAAGGGCUUAGUGAGGAAGCUAAUCUGGUCAAGAGCGUAAAGCCUGUCAUUCUCAACCAGGAGGACACCAUGCAAAUAAUAGAAAGUAUGCCGGAGAUCCGUAACAGUAUUUCCGAGAUUCUGAAUCAGCUGGGCACUGUUCUGUCCAGUCAGCACCUCUCCCAGUCCAUUGCUGUUGAAACAAAGAGUGUAGGACUGAUUACCGCUGAGGAAUCCGUACAGGAGCCAACUAUUCGCCCAGAGUGGCGGCCAAAAAGCUUAAAGAAGGAGGAUUUGCCAGAUAUAUCAGCCAUGGAAUCCAACUAUGUCAAAUUGCUGAAGGAAUACAACGACCUGGCUGAAGGCUACGAGCGUCUGCAACAACAUCUGGACGAGGAAACAAAGUUCCAUCAAGAACAAACCAGUCAGAAUGUAGCAGUGAUGACAGACAUGCAGGACACCAUAACACAGCUGAGAAAUCAACUGGCAGAGCUCAGGAACACACGCUCCGCUUCAUCUGGGGUAUACAUUACUGAAAUUUAACUUGCUAUCUACAUGUAUAAUAAGACUUUAUCGACUGAAAAUAACUACAAGCCAACCGUCAGAUUAAGGAUACCGGACCUUUGGCCAGUUGGGUCCAGUCGUUAUUGUAGGCUGUCACUUUCCGCGCGUUUCACCGGUUACAUUCUUUCCUGCUCUUCCUACUGGCUACAUUUUCUCCCGUGCUUUUCAGCAUUGAAAUGUUUUUCCGCGCUUUUCACUGGUUUCAUGUUUUCCCGCGCUUUCGAUCGUUUACUCCUUACAGGUUACAUGUUUUCCCGCACUCUCUACUGCUUACUUGUUUUGCAACAGCGGGGCCUGCAAAGGGAUAUACCCAUCACUGC